This is a messenger RNA of Perkinsus marinus ATCC 50983, 780 nucleotides long. RefSeq names its product PRP18, putative. NCBI's taxonomy places the organism in Eukaryota, Perkinsozoa, Perkinsida, Perkinsidae. The transcript is spliced from 8 exons. Gene Ontology annotation, biological process: RNA splicing; generation of catalytic spliceosome for second transesterification step. The coding region runs from base 1 to 780 and encodes 259 amino acids. The record is from RefSeq and is a predicted model, not a curated record. Gene Ontology annotation, cellular component: U5 snRNP; U2-type post-spliceosomal complex; U4/U6 x U5 tri-snRNP complex.
AUGCUCGGGAACGUCGCCCGUAUAUCGGAGCUUCAUAAAGAGAUCGAACAUGGCAAGCGGAUGCGAUCUAAGAGGAAACAUGAUGGCUCGAGUGGAGAUGAUCAGAAUUCUAAUGGACUGGGGUUGUUGAGUAUUGAUGAUAUUGACUCGUGGACGGACGAGACGUUGAUGGACGAGGAGGAUCUAUACGAAGUGUUCGAGCAGCUCCGAGCGAUCGGGGAGCCCUGUACUCUCUUCGGAGAAUCGGACAAGGGAAGGUAUUUGCGAUUGGUUGGGCUGUCCUCGAGGGCUCCUCGAGAUGAUGAAGAUGGCCAGACUAAUGUCCUGCAGGAGGUGAUGCAUGAGGAAGCAGUGGAGGGACCGGCACAGGCGGAAGAUGAGAGUUUGGUCAAACCUGAAGAUCGUGAAGUCAUACGAUGGAUAAGGAAGAUUCUGAAAGCAUGGGAGACAGAGCUCGGCGCACGACCAGAUGAGAUGAAGCAAACCGCUGCGGGUCGAAACUUGACAGCUCAAUACCGGCAAACCAAGCAAUACCUUAAGCCACUGCUGAACAGACUCAAGACGGGCUCGCUGGACGAGGAGAUCCAGACGAAACUACAUUCUAUUGCGAAGCUGAGUGGCAUGAAGAAGUACCGUGAGGCCAAUGAGUUCUAUAUGCUUCUGGCAAUCGGUGAGCCAUCUUUUGUGAUGCGCCCUGGCCCGGUGGGUGUCACCCAGUGGGGUAUCCAAGACCGAGCUGCUAACGACAGAUCGGCUCGAAUCAAUGUGCACAUAUCCUGA